This is a messenger RNA of Zonotrichia albicollis (white-throated sparrow), 296 nucleotides long. NCBI's taxonomy places the organism in Eukaryota, Metazoa, Chordata, Aves, Passeriformes, Passerellidae. The record is from RefSeq and is a predicted model, not a curated record.
CUCCUGGCCAAGGACUGGCCCUUCGGCGUGCAGGUCUGCAAGCUGGUGCCCUUCAUCCAGAAAGCCUCUGUGGGCAUCACAGUGCUCAGCCUCUGCGCCCUCAGCAUUGACAGGUACCGAGCCGUGGCGUCCUGGAGCCGGAUCCAGGGCAUUGGGAUCCCCAUGUGGAAGGCUGUGGAGGUGCUGCUGAUCUGGGCAGUGGCCAUCGUGCUGGCCGUGCCCGAGGCCAUCGCCUUCGACAUGGUGGAGCUGAGCUACUGGGAGCAGCACCUGUGGGUGUGCAUGCUGGCCUCGGA